AUGGCUCCCGCGAAUAGCAAGGCGGUGGCAACUGAUUUCCUCAGCUUUGUCAACGCGUCCCCUACCCCCUUCCAUGCAGUCAAGUCGGUCAAGGAACGGCUGAGCGCAGUUGGUUUCCAAGAAGUCAAGGAAAAGCAAUCAUGGUCGUCAAUAUGCGCCCCUGGCGGGAAAUACUACCUCACCCGAAAUGGUUCGACCAUCGUCGCCUUCACAAUCGGCAAAAAGUGGAAGCCGGGAAAUCCCAUCUCAAUGAUCGGCGCACACACCGACUCGCCUUGUCUACGGAUCAAACCUGUGAGCAAGAAACAAGGGGAUGGAUUUCUCCAGGUGGGCGUUGAAACUUACGGAGGCGGCUUGUGGCACACGUGGUUUGACCGGGAUCUGGGAAUCGCAGGAAGAGUCAUGGUGCGAGGCCCCGAUGGAAAUGUGGCUCAAAAGCUGGUUCAUAUUGACAAGCCCAUCUUGCGCAUUCCUACCCUUGCCAUUCAUCUCGACCGGCAGGAGACGUUCUCUUUCAAUAAAGAGACUCAAUUGUUUCCCAUUGCGGGACUGGUCGCCGCCGAGCUCAAGCGUCAGGAUGAAAAGAAGGGCCAGGUGGCGAACGACGGCGGGAAGGAGGAACAGACUAAGCCCUUUACCCCGCUGAAAGCGUUGACGACGAGGCACCACCCUCGCAUCGUCGAAAUCAUCGCCUCAGAAGCAGGAGUUGCGCCCGAGGAUGUUGUUGAUUUUGAGGUGGUGCUCUACGACACACAAAAGGCCUGCCUCGGCGGGCUUAACGAAGAGUUUAUCUUCUCGGCAAGACUCGACAACCUGAACUCAACAUAUUGUGCUACCCAGGGGUUGAUUCAAUCCGUUGAAGAAACAUCUGCGCUAGACGACGAAUCCUCUAUUCGUUUGAUAGCAUGUUUUGAUCACGAGGAGAUUGGCAGCAUGACGGCACAAGGCGCCUUUUCCACGAUGUUGCCAGCCAUUAUACGCCGGCUUUCCGUUCUGCCAUCCUCAUCGUUUGUGGACGACAGGUCUGAGCAAUCUUACGACCACGCCGAUGAAACGGACACCUCCACAGCCUAUGAACAGACGUUGUCAAGCUCCUUCCUCCUCUCGGCAGACAUGGCUCACUCUGUCAACCCCAACUAUGGAGCCAAAUACGAAUCUGAUCACCGACCGGAGAUGAACCAAGGCCCUGUGAUCAAGAUCAAUGCGAACGCAAGAUAUGCCACCAAUUCACCCGGCUUAGUCUUGAUCCAGGAGGUAGCGCGGCAGGCAUCCAAGGUCUUUGACAGUGACGCUGAGGGAGUACCGCUGCAACUGUUUGUGGUCCGGAAUGACUCGAGCUGUGGGAGCACAAUUGGCCCAAUGCUGUCCGCUCACCUUGGUGCUCGUACCCUCGAUCUCGGCAACCCGCAGCUUUCCAUGCACAGCUGCCGUGAAACGGGCGGUGCGGAUGAUGUACACCAUGCUAUCAGGCUUUUCAGCAGCUUUUUCCAGCAUUACUCUCGACUUGAAAAGACGAUCCUAGUGGACUGA
Messenger RNA from Capronia epimyces CBS 606.96, 1530 nucleotides. Its product is annotated as aspartyl aminopeptidase. The record is from RefSeq and is a predicted model, not a curated record. Gene Ontology annotation, cellular component: fungal-type vacuole. Bases 1 to 1530 code for a protein of 509 amino acids. Gene Ontology annotation, biological process: proteolysis. The transcript is spliced from 2 exons. Gene Ontology annotation, molecular function: zinc ion binding; metalloaminopeptidase activity. Lineage: Eukaryota; Fungi; Ascomycota; Eurotiomycetes; Chaetothyriales; Herpotrichiellaceae.